AUGGCUCGUAUGAGAAGAGCAAACCCCCGUAAGGAUAAGGAAAGCCAAGCAAACCCUUCUAGAGGUCAUGGCGUGCAACAGACCGACGCUACUGUGCUUGAAGAUCAAAUGAGCCCCCCAAGCUCCAAAAAGUCAUUAAGUGCGGAUGAAAUAAAGCACAAACGUGAAGCAAAUGUAAGCUUCUGGAAUGAUUUGGGCCUCUAUGAGAACGGUCCGCGUCAUCAUAGACCCAAGUCCGUUCCAGCCCCUGAAGUCCCAGCCAAGAAGCAACGUGAUUUUGGUAAGGCGAGAGAAAAAUAUAGCCUGUGCACAAACCAAUCGUCCAAAAGAGUGUUGUUACUUCAGUAUCCUUGCUAUGGUCCAGACUUUCUCCGUCGUGAGCGUAGGAUGAAGCAACCGGUAGAGGUCAGGAUGAAACCAAAAUCUGGUGUGAUAGAAAUCGAUCUGCCUGUUGCUAUGAACGCGGGCUAUGAUAUGGAAAAAGGCGCCAUCUUUGCGGAAGCCUUGAGUAAGGCCAAAGACCCGCAAAGAAGCGUCUCCUACGGUCUAGCAGGAGGACUUGGUAUUAGCGCAAAGCGGUCAUUCAGGGACAACGAGGACGUAGUAAUGGGUGGCACAAGGGGAAAUGGAUCACCGGACGACUCAGAGAAUGAUGAAAAGAUCAAACCAGUGAUGAACAGAUUCACUUUAGGUGGUCGCAUUGUGCCUUUUCAAGACGGUGAUCCCAUCUACAUGACUGCGAUGUAUGAAGGCACCAUAUGUACAUGGACGAAAGUCGACGCCAUAGUCCAACUACGUCCGCAAUUUGCCCACCUAGACGCAAUGGACGAGCUGAACAAGGCAAGUGCUCGCCGAGAGCGCGGAGAAAAGCCAAAGGAAGAACUAGCUGAGGACGUGAACAUGACCGUCAAAGACACAGCCGACAACGAUAGCGUCCAGCUGUACGGUGGGAUGAGUGCGACUGCCACACUUCUCCGGGCCAUGCGCGAUGAGCCAUGGCAGCGACUGUCCUGGAACAAUUUCGACAACGAUGAAUCGAUUGAAAUUCGCGAUGAGAACAUGGCCUAUCAAAAUUCUCUCGCUGGCCCGCACCUAAUAUCAGAAAUGACUGACUCGCAAUAUCUAGACGCCAUAAGCUGUCCUCGUAUCGACGCAAUGACGCAAGGCAAACAAGUAGCUCAGCUGCUUGACAAUAGCACCCAGCCUAUCCCUACUACCAGUACCACCGACUCUACUUCUCGACCUCCGGAAGAACCGAACGAAGACAUCUUCUCUUCCGACACUGAGUCUGACGUUUCUUCUUCGGGGCAUAUCUAUGAGAGCCUAUUCCCUAAGACCUCACAACCCCCAGGCACUGUCGAGCAAGAUAUUGAAAAGAUAUGUCGGCUCAUCUCCAUGUCUCCUUCACAUCUAGAGGGUAUUAUAGAGCGACAAUAUCUCGAACGGAUGACGGGUCAGCAAGCCCAGCGAUUCGGUUUCUUAGACCCCACAGACUCAUUUCAUCCAUACUACCGAUGGCGGUUAGAGCGAAACAGGAGGGGCGAUGGAAUUGGGCCAGAAUUUGAUGGCGGAACGGGCGAGGAGCAGGGGCAGGAAAUGAGGCGGGACGUUUGA
This is a messenger RNA of Bacidia gigantensis, 1614 nucleotides long. RefSeq lists its product as uncharacterized. Gene Ontology annotation, biological process: DNA-templated transcription; RNA processing. The record is from RefSeq and is a predicted model, not a curated record. Gene Ontology annotation, cellular component: RNA polymerase III complex; nucleus. NCBI's taxonomy places the organism in Eukaryota, Fungi, Ascomycota, Lecanoromycetes, Lecanorales, Ramalinaceae. The transcript is spliced from 2 exons. Bases 1 to 1614 code for a protein of 537 amino acids. Gene Ontology annotation, molecular function: RNA binding.